Pristis pectinata (smalltooth sawfish) is the source of this 1422-nucleotide messenger RNA. RefSeq names its product tumor necrosis factor alpha-induced protein 8-like. Gene Ontology annotation, biological process: regulation of apoptotic process. Gene Ontology annotation, cellular component: cytoplasm. The record is from RefSeq and is a predicted model, not a curated record. NCBI's taxonomy places the organism in Eukaryota, Metazoa, Chordata, Chondrichthyes, Rhinopristiformes, Pristidae.
UCCAUUCUAAAAUUAUGAAGUAAAAGCAUAACUAACGGAAAAAUUUUUUGAACAUUUCUUGAAGAAGUUAGAUGAAAGAGCGCAGGAAAUUCAGAGUUUUGUUUCCUUUUUGCUGUUUCUUUUAUAUGGAGAUUUUACAUAUAAUGUUUAAAGUCUAACAGUUUUUAAACCCUUACUGAGUGAUAUUGUGCACACUUCAACUGCUUGCAGUUUCAUUUCAUAAUGGAGCCAGCAGAUGACAGGAUAAAAGAAGUGGCUACAGAGGUAUUCAAUUCUAAAAGCCUGGCUGUACAAGCCCAGAAGAAAAUACUUGGCAAGAUGGCUUCAAAGUCAAUAGCAACGGCAUUGAUCGAUGAUACAAGCAGUGACAUUUUGGAUGAGUUAUACAAAGUAACCAAGGAAUACACACAGAACAAAAAGGAGGCAGAGAAGAUCAUCAAAAAUCUUAUCAAGGUGGUCAUAAAACUGGUGGUUCUCAACAGAAAUAACCAGUUCAACGAAGAUGAGAUGUUGCUCAUGGAAAAGUUCAAAAAGAAGGUUCAUCAGUUAGCAAUGACUGUUGUCAGUUUUCACCAGGUUGACUUUACUUUUGAUCGGAAUGUUUGUCCAAACUUUUGAAUGAUUUGCAGAGACAUGCUUCAUCAGAUUAUUGGACCGCCAUCUAAUGCCAAGUCACAUGGACGUGUCAAUCAUGUUUUAUCACUUGCAGAUUGUGAAUUCUUGGCUGCCCUUUACAAUCCAUUUGGACCUUACAAAGCUUCCCUGGAGAAAAUAUGUAAUGGUGUGAACAAAAUGUUAGAUGACUAGAAAUAUAUAACCAAUCAUUUGUAGCAAUUCCAAAAUCAAAUUGACUAUUCUGUCAAACAUAAAAGUUUCUAAAAUACAAAUGGAUUAGUAAUGUAAAAUACAUUUUUGUUUAAAAAAGUAUUUUGACAAUAUUUUAUAAAUAAUUAUUUCUUAUUUCUAUAACAAAUGUACAAAGUAGGCUAAAUGUUCCAAUAUGUUUCUUGUCCAACAAAGGAUAAACUCUCUUGUUGCCUGAUUCUUAACAACUUAACAGAUGAGUGGUCUUGGCCUGUGGACUAAAACUGAAGAAGAAUUUGGAUGAACGGACAUUUCCACCAUGCCCUUUACUUUUCGACCUACCAGACUACGGAAACUGAUAUAUGUUGUUCAUUUUUAAUUGUUUGAAAAUAGAACAGUUGCUUUUUAAAAGCUGUGCAUUAAAGAAAACUGGAAAGAAAUCUGAUGUCCCUAGCAUGAAGCUUACAGAAUGUAGUUUAAGUAGUUCAGGUGUGUUAACAGUGUUAUGACUGAGGAUGACAAAUAUCAAAUAGUCUAUUUUUUUCCCUUGCAUAUGGUUAUGUUUUUGUUUUUCGACUGAUUACAAUCUCUUGAAUUAAUAAAACAUUGAACAUUAAA